AACUUGACAAUAAUAAAAAGUAUCUCUCCAUACCAUCUAUGGAUCUAAUUUUAGCGAAGGCCAAAAACGAAUGUGACGGUUGGUCCCCAGUUCGGAUCCUCUGUCCCAAUUUCCUAUCCCACUUCGUGUCCCCAAAGCAAAACUACAGCGUUUUGAUUUAAAUUAACUAUUUUUUCUUUUGUUAACACUCCCACAGAUCGGCUCGGCUGGUUGAAGCCGCAAGUCAUCUUCUUCUUCUUCUUUCCUUUUCCAUCUAAAUCUCCUCUAUUCUCUCUUGGAAAAUUUCUCUCUCCACCGAAAAAUGGGGAUUUCAUAUUCUGCACGGGAUUUGGUUAUGAAUAUUCAAAAUCAAUCUUUUUCUUGCUUCAUUCUUUUCUUCUUCUUCUCCACAAAGCUUUCAUGCUCGAUUUUUAUUAAUUUUCUUUUUCCAGAAGAACCGAUUUAGAGUGAAGAACAUCACGACAUCCAUUUUCGACGCAAUCGAACAUUUUACCUUGAAGACGACGGAGCAAUGCUGUGUCGAAGGGGCAAAGCAAUUGAGAUGUCGAGAGAUCAUAAACCCGUUUGCUUGAGGGAGCUGCGUCGUAUAGAAGCCUCGGGAGGUUAUGUAUACGAUGGGUAUCUCAACGGGCUGCUCAACAUUGCUCGUGCAUUGGGCGACUGGCACAUGGAAGGGCUGAAAGGUGGUGAUGGCGGACCACUUACAUCGGAGCCUGAUCUCAUGACCACGAGGCUCACGGAGGAAGACGAGUUUCUCGUCAUAGGGUGUGACAGCCUGUGGGACGUGUUCCUGAGCCAGAACGCGUUGCAUUUUGCCCGUAGAAGACUCCAGGAACACAAUGACCCAUUGAUGUGCAGCAAGGAUCUUGUCGACAAGGCUCUGAAGCAGAGGAGCGGGGAUAAUUUAUCCGUGGUCGUGGUCUGUUUCCAGCCGGAGCCACCGCCCAAUCUGGCCGUUCCUCGCGGAAGAGUGCAUCAGAGCAUCUCCACCGAAGGGUUGAAGGAGCUGCAGAGCUUCUUGGAUGACUUAGAUAUUUGAGAUUUUGGAUGGCAUCUUCCUCACUUCAUCUUUUUCUUUAUUUACCAUCAUUCUUGAUUGUUGUUGAGAGAGGAUGUAAUUUCAACUGUAACAUAUGCUGCUAUUGACAUCAAACUUUUCUUUUUCCUAGUAUAUAUAUUCAAGACACGAAUUAACAAA
Molecule: messenger RNA, 1198 nt
Organism: Salvia miltiorrhiza (redroot sage)
Lineage: Eukaryota; Viridiplantae; Streptophyta; Magnoliopsida; Lamiales; Lamiaceae
Product: probable protein phosphatase 2C 22
Exons: 2
Coding region: 512-1039 (175 amino acids)
Biological process (GO): protein dephosphorylation
Molecular function (GO): protein serine/threonine phosphatase activity
Source: RefSeq, a predicted model, not a curated record